GCCGAGCCGAUCACGCUCUACCAUCACACAUUGAUCUUCUUUGCCAUCGCACAUCCACCCCAUACACACCACCACAAUGAGCACCGCCAUCGCACUCGCGCUCGCUGGCGCCCUACUCCAGGCUCCUGGCGCCGUCGCGGCCCGGAGCAUCUGUUACGACCGGUACGGCCGGGCGUACUACUGCAACCGCCUCUCGACGGGCGCGCGCAUCGGUAUCGGAAUCGGUGUCGCCGUGUUCGUCUUCCUCCUCCUGACGUUGUGUGGAGUCGCGCGCCGCAAGAGGCAGCAGGCCGCCAACGCGCAGUUCCGCCCGCCGCCCGUGCAGACGAACAACGUCCAGCCGUCGGUCCCGUACGGCAACAACCCGCCGCCCCCGCAGGGCGUGUACGGCGGCUACAGCGCGUACGGUAACCCCGCCCCCCCGCCCAACAGCUACCAGCCCGGCGGCGCCGCGGCCGGCUACUAUGGCCAGUCGCGCACUGCCGACGGCGCGCAGGGCGGCGGCGACGUCGAGCACGGGUACGAGUACGAGCAGGCCAAGGAGAAUGAGCUCAAGGGCGGCAUCGACUCGCCCCCCGUCUAUGGCCAGGGCAACUCGUACGCUCCCCCCAGCGGCCCUCCCCCGCACGCCAACAACACCAGCAGCUACGCCCCGCCCACCGGCCCUCCCCCCGGCAAGAACUAGGCGGACCCCUCCCCCUCCCCCAUUGAUCAUAAUACCUAUAUCUUUCGGCUGGACCAGGUGUAACACACGCAAACACGCACACGCACGUCUGGCAGACAAGACUAUUAUAUCAGUAAUGCACCAGCUGAGCCGGA
Vanrija pseudolonga is the source of this 819-nucleotide messenger RNA. RefSeq lists its product as uncharacterized. The record is from RefSeq and is a predicted model, not a curated record. The coding region runs from base 77 to 685 and encodes 202 amino acids. The transcript has 4 exons. NCBI's taxonomy places the organism in Eukaryota, Fungi, Basidiomycota, Tremellomycetes, Trichosporonales, Trichosporonaceae.